GACACAAGUGACCUUGACCGCUCGUAAAAGCAAAAGUUUAGUCCGGAGACUAAGGAAAAGGUCCCAGAAUGAGUGACAAGAAAGAGGAUCACGUGUUGACAAUGAAGACAGUUAAUCCUCGAGCUGUUGAGAUGGAAUAUGCCGUACGAGGACCCAUUGUGACACGAUCAGUUGAAAUCACCAAAGAACUAGCAGCUGGAGUACAAAUGCCAUUCAGCAGUGUGCUGCCAGCCAAUAUAGGAGACUGCCACGCUACUGGCCAGACACCGAUCGCUUUCAUCCGGCAAGUGGUGGCCCUGUGUACGUACCCACAGCUACUGCAGUCUGAUCAGUUCCCGGCAGAUGCCAAACAGCGAGCAGAAAGGAUUCUGGCAGGGUGCAAGGGCAGUAGUGUUGGCUCUUACAGCGCUUCUUCUGGCGUUGAUGUGAUACGUGAAGACAUUGCGGGCUACAUCAUAAAGAGAGACGGUCACCCAGCCAAUAUGGACGACAUAAUCCUAAGCUGUGGUGCCAGUGACGGGAUUAAGACCGUCUUAAAUCUGAUGAUGACGGGAAAAGAUGGCAAUGAGGCAGCCGGUAUCAUGAUUCCAGUCCCUCAGUAUCCGCUGUACUCCGCAACAUUGACUGAGUUCAAUGCAUUUCCAAUACCAUACUACCUGAAUGAAGAGAAUAAAUGGAGCCUGGAGGUGUCAGAACUGAAGAGGGCUUUAACCGCGGCAAAAGGAAAGUGCUUGCCUCGAGCUAUCUGUGUGAUUAACCCUGGCAAUCCGACUGGGCAGGUUCUGAGUCGGAAAAAUAUAGAGGACGUGAUAAAGUUUGCUCAUGAUGAGAAGUUGAUUCUUCUCUCAGAUGAGGUGUAUCAGCAUAACGUGUAUGCUGAAGGUUCGGAAUUCUUUUCAUUCAAGAAGGUGAUGACAGAAAUGGGAGCUCCGUACUGCAACAUGGAGUUGGCAUCGUUCAUGUCAGCCUCCAAAGGUUACAUGGGCGAGUGUGGGUUCCGGGGUGGGUAUGCAGAGGUUGUAAAUUUCCAGCCGGACGUUAGGGCCAUUCUUCUGAAAUCAAUCUCUGCAAAACUGUGCCCACCCAUUUUAGGCCAGGUGGUCAUAGAUACUAUCGUUAACCCUCCACAAAAGGGCGAGCCUUCCUACGAACAGUUUGAAAGCGAGAAAAAUGUCGUCCUAGACCUGUUGAAGAAGAAGGCUAAGUUGAUAACAAAGCUUUUCAAUUCCAUUGAGGGCAUAAAAUGCAAUGAGGUGAUGGGGGCUAUGUAUGCAUUCCCUCGACUGUUUCUCCCAGAGAAGGCAGUAGCAGCGGCAAAAGCCAAGAACCAGUCGCCCGAUUUCUUUUACUGUUACCAGCUUCUGGAGCAGACUGGUUUGUGUGUGGUUCCCGGCAGUGGUUUUGGUGAGAAGGAGGGGACCUACCACUUUAGAAUAACUAUUCUUCCUCCGCUGGAGGAGAUGGAAGGCGUGCUAGAGAAAUUCAAGGAGUUUCACCUGAAAUUCCUGCAGCAGUAUAAGUAGGAACUUCGCUCUUCAGGCAUGGUAUGGUGAUGUGCCUUCUGCUGCAUUUUGAUGCCUUUCCAACAGCCUUGUGAACAUUUCCACUGUGUGAGAAUGCUGCACUGUACUGAACUGCUUUGCUUUCCUUGAAUUCAAUUUGUUUGUUAUUUUGAUGUCCUUUAUUGGCGUAUUUUUGUUAUUUGGAUUUUUUAUUUUAUUUACGUGUGAUUGUUAUAUACUAUAUCUAUCUAUAAGACUUUAUAUGAACUUUAUUUGUUUAUGAGUUGUUAAUGAUUACAGACCAGGUAGCAUUUUCCAUGAGAUGUGGCUAAAACUUGAGCUUUAAGUUAAUUGUUAAAACUAAUUUGCCUCACACCUCUGAAUGUCUUAUUGCACAUAUUCUAUUUCAUGUCUUAUUGCACACAUUCUAUUUCAUCACCAUAAGACAGAUUUGGCCAAUUUGUCAGAAUGAGAUAUUUGCUAAUGCAUUACAAUCGGUGAAAAUAUCACACAUCCUGUCAGACUCUGAGACAUUUUGGAAUGAGAUAUUUGCCCAUGCUUACAAUCGGUGAUAAUAUCACAUAUCCUGUCAGAGUCUGAGACAUUUUGUCUGUUGUAGUCCAAAUGUCUGUCUGUCCAUUGUUCUGUCUGCAAGGCCUCACAGUGCGUGGACUAAGCUUUAUGCUGCUAGUUAUGCAGGGUAUUAUGGUCCAGUAAAUUAAUGACAAGUACAUUUAUAAUUCAAAUUAAUAUUUUUAGAUAUUAGCUUAUAAUUUUUAGAUUAUGUAAAAAGGUGUUUUAUUUGUCGACAUAAGCAUUAUUUUUUGAAAACAGCAUUAUUUGAAAAAAUAUUUAUUUAAUGAUAUUUUAUAUUUUGUAAAUCGUAUACAACAGGGUAUUUAUAAUCUGGGUUUGGGUGGAGAAAUACAAGAACCAGUUUUAUGGCAUUUGUGCAUAUAACCCUGUGUGAUGCAAUAAAACAAGUCAUGUGCAUGUAUUACAAUGUAUGUGUGUGUUUUCUGAGUCAGAAAGUUCUGUAUUCAAGUAUAAAUGUAGAUAUGUAAACAGACUUUGUAAUGGUAAACAACCAUGUUCAAUGGUUAUCAAUAUUCGGUUAGUGUGUUGUUAUAAAGUGAAAGCAGUAUCUUGAUGAAGUAUUGUAUCAUAGUUACCCAGGUUUUUAAGAAAUUUAAGUUGAAAAUCCUGGUUAUUAGAUUGGUGCAUGACAAGCGAUAGGAUGGCGUUAACUGUUUAAUGGGUGGUUUCAUGGCGAUAACUUUAGUUUGCACUGGCAAAUUUUAAACUAGGGAUAUAGCAGUCUGGCACUGAGGUCGAGCUUGGUAUAAUAUCGGAGACCUUUCAGGUUGAAGCCAACAUCUUUCUUACUAAAAAUAGAAAACAGUUUCCACUCAGUAGUAUCUGGGGGAGAUAAUGCACUUAAAUUGUGUUUUAACCUAACUUACAUGAAGAUCUAGCUUAUAAUUGUCUUUGGUGACAGUUGGGGCAAGGCUAAUGUCACUGUUACUAAAAAUAGAAAAACAGCAAAUACCCGGUAUGUAUUUUCUGUUCAAUAACUACUUGGCACUGAACAAUCCUCAUGAAACUCAGGAUAUAGCAACCUUACACGGGGACCUAGCUUGGGAUCGUUUUUAAGGCAGGUUAGAUAAAGGUAAAGGUCACUGAUACUAAAAAUAUAAAAAGGUUGCUUACACUCAAUAACUUAUGUUUGGAAGGAGGUAUUGUUGGAAUUGUGUAUGUCGGUAGAUUACAAGCAUUUGUUUUGCAUUUGGAGGAGUCAGGUCAUGGUCAAAACUACUGUUUUAUAAAAAGAAGAAUGUUUUCUGGUAAAUAACUUCUGUAUGGAUGAAAGUAUUGGACUCGAACCUUUUUGUAGGCUGCUUUUAUGCAGACCAGCAUGGGAGUUUAUUUUUGGCCAGUCUUUUUAAGGUCAAGGUCACUGCUACCAAACCAGAGAAAAGGUCUGUGAUCAAUAAUUGAAUUGAGAUGGAGAUAUGAGUUCUGAAUUUGUAUAUGUUUGUAGCUAACAUGCAGACCUAGCACACUAAGCACAGGUUUGCAUUUGGGACCAGUUGGAUCAAGGUAAAGGUUACUUAAAUAAAAAAAACUGUUGACUGGUAUGCUCAAAAAUUAUAAUUUGGAUGAAGGUAUUGUAGGUAGCUUACACUCAGGCCUAGUUUUCUUAGUUAAGUUUCACUGUCUUUCACUUUAUUACUUUAUAAUACCCUGGUAACCUUUACUGCAGCAUGUGUUGGUCCCAAGUGGAUUCAUUUUAUUCUCUGUUAUAAAAGAAGUGUUAAUAUUUUUUGCAUUAAGUGCGUUAACAGAGUGAGAUUGUAUGGUGCUUUCUGUUUAAUAUAUUUUUGAUCUUCAAAGUAUUCCUAUCAGAUUCAGGAUUCUUCAAAUAAUGGUAAUGUAUGUUGGUGUACCAAAUCCCAGUACUUGUGCCAUUUAAAAUGUUAAUACUUGUGCCAUUUAUUUACCAGUUUUCAACCAAGUUGAAAAGCCUAGUUAUUAGAUUUAGUGAUUAGUUAUUAGAUUUAGGUAUGGUGGGUGGGUGGCAGGAGGGUGGGAAGAUGCCUUCAAACAGGCGGUUUCGGGUCAAUAAAAUACUUUUUCAUUGGAACUUGAUGAAACUAUAUGUUGCAAACUUGAACCUAGCAUCUGUUUGUAUUUUGGAGCAUCUGGUCCAGGUCAAGGUCACUGUUCCUAAAGAUUAAAAAAAAUGUUUCUGCUCAUCUUUGCAAUGGAUUGAGUUAUUGUGCUGAACUUUUAAGUGAAGACCAUGUUGAAAUGUUGUGUGAAGGUUGCUUGCAUGAGAUCCUAGCUUCGUAUUGCACAAAUGUUUAAAUUAAAAUAACAUUUACAUUGAAAAGCUGGUUUUUUGACAUAGCCAAGUCUCAUGUUAUUUUCCUAUACUUAUAUUUUUAUAAUGUUAGACUAUUGUUAUGCAUUAUUUUAUUGGUUUAUUUACAAAAAUUGACUUAUUCUGUAAUUUGUAUUUUAUAAUUGAUAUAAUUGUGUUUUGUAAUUCUUUUACCCCUUUAAAUCAAGACACAAAUAAUUUACUGAAUGUCAUUGUAUCGCUAUGUCCGUAAUACUGUGCAAUGAAGUACUAUUAUAGUAAAUUUUAUUUAGAGUUGGACAGUUAACAAGUUCCACCUUAAAUCAAUGUAAAAUUUAAUAUGAUCAUUAGCCCUUAUUGUUUUACAAUCCUUUUUAUGAUCUCAUUCAAGCUUAACUUGAUUUCCCUGAUAUUUCAUGUUCAUUGGUAGUAUUAUAGUCCUAUUUAUAAGAAAGUUAAUUGACUUUCUGUGUUAAUGCAAUGUACCAAUUUCUAAAGAAAGAAUUACACAAUUAUUCCAUAUUUAUCUUUUUUAUUGCCGAACUUUUACACAGACUUGCUAUACUCAUGAUUCUAAAAGUGGCUUUAUAAGUCACAGGUUCACAAAUACUGAACAUUUUGUAGACAUAGGAUUAGUGUAUGAAACAAUAAUCUUUGUUGUCUUGUGCAAUUAACAGCUAUUAAUGAACUUGAAUUUAUAUUACAUCUUAUGUAUCAAACUUUUAAAACAAUGCAUAUACCUGAUAUUUGUUUCAUAUCAAAUUAUAUGAUUUGAUAACAUUACAUAUUUUAGAAGAAUAAGCCACCCAAACUAUGAAUGCUAUGGCUUAGACUGUUUUCACCAAAUGCUAAAAUACUGGGCCUUUACAUUUUAAGGAAACAGUUGAAAUAUAUACUACUUAUUUUGUUUUUAAUUAUGCAGAAGUAUGUAAGAAGUUAUCUCAGGUGCCUAUCGUAGAAUGGGAACACAUUUAUAUAGGUUUGUACUGUAUUUGGGAGACAAAACUUGUCUGAGAACAUGUUUAAUGUAUUCAGGAGACAAUAGUUGUCUGAAAACAUUUGUACUCUUUUCUGGAGACAAUAUUUAUUUGGAAACAUUUAAUAAAAUUUUAUUUCAGUUAUACAUCAUCACAAUAAUGUUUUAUUGCAAUUUUAUUGGAGACUUUUUGUGAUUCAUUGUUACGUUCUGGUAAUGUAGAUUGUAGAUUGUUGACCAUUUUAAAUACUGUGUGAAUUUUAAAAACUUAUCAAAUAUAACUUUAUUGUCAAUCAUGGAAGAAGCUUUUGAUUUGUUCUGUGUGUGCUGUAUUUGUCUUAAUCACUUACCAAUGUGCUUUUUGAAGAUGCUGCGAAGCAACUCGUCUAAGUUAUCAUACCAUGAAAAAAUUCUUCACAAUGGCGACCUAUGUAAAAGACCGAGCCAGUCCGAUUGAGAUAGCUCGAUUUUUCUAAUCGGCAUACCUCGCUGAUUAUCAUUGAUAAAGGUAUAGGAAGCUCAGCUAUAAAUAGGACAGCAUAUUCUGGGGAAAAGAUUUAAUAACAGUUUGAAAACGUUAAUUUUAAAUCAGUUAUAUUCAAUCCAUUAUAUGUUUAAAGAUCAAUGAAACAACUAUGCAUUUUCUGUAUUGUAUUUGACAUUUGUCGUGAUUCAGUAAAUAAAUUGCGAAUUGAAA
Messenger RNA from Dreissena polymorpha, 6038 nucleotides. RefSeq names its product alanine aminotransferase 2-like. Gene Ontology annotation, biological process: biosynthetic process. The transcript has 5 exons. Gene Ontology annotation, molecular function: pyridoxal phosphate binding; L-alanine:2-oxoglutarate transaminase activity. NCBI's taxonomy places the organism in Eukaryota, Metazoa, Mollusca, Bivalvia, Myida, Dreissenidae. The record is from RefSeq and is a predicted model, not a curated record. Bases 69 to 1523 code for a protein of 484 amino acids.